GGCUGGGCGGGCGGCGGCGCAGGCAGCGGCGAGGGCAGCCGCGGCGGGGCCUGCGGGCGGGAGGCGGGAGGCGGGAGGGGAGCGCGGCCGCCGCCAUGGAGGAGCCGGACGCGGAGCCGCCGCUGAUGGUGGUGCCGGGCGCGGACCCGUCCGCCAGGCAGCUGUGCUUCGCCUGGGGCCCCGCCGAGGUGCUGGUGUGCGAGACCCUCUUCGGCCGCAGAGGUGAGACCCCCGCCCCCGGGGCCGGGCCGCGCCGGGCGCCGCCGCCCGGGGAGCUGACCGGGUGUGUUACAGGCACCGGGGAGGGAGGGCCGAGCCCCUCCCGCGUUUUCGUGGUCCGCAAGGAUCAGGACAUCUACAUCCAGACCUUGCGGAAACUCUUCAACGAGUCGCACGGGAUCUUCAUCGGCCUCCAGCGCAGCGAGGAGGAGCUGGCGGGGAAGUCGAGGAAAGCGCAAUUGGUUCAAGUGAGUAAAAACUACCGUUCGGUGAUAAGAGCCUGUAUGGAGGACAUGCACCAGGCAGCUAUUUCAACCCGGGACCCUGCCCUGCACAGCCAGUAUAGCACUCAGGUUUCUAUUCUCUCUGCAAUGGAGCUGAUCUGGAACCUGUGUGAGAUUCUGUUUGUUGAAGCAGCUGCAGCUGGUCCCCUUCUGCUUCGGCUCCUUGACUGGGUUCGACUUCAUGUCUGUGAUGUGGACAACAUGGUCCGUGAAGUUCUGAGCAGUGAAAAUCCAUCGAAACACGAGCUCUUCUGGAACGUGGUGGAUGUCUUUGUGCUGCAAGGCCGAAUGGAUGAAGCACGGCACUUGCUCUCCAAGGAAGCCAGUGCCAAUCCCACAUCGGUGAACAUGUACAAGAUCUUGGAUGACUUGAUGAAGAAGAUGCCUGUGCCCAGUCUUGGCAACACUCAGACACUCACCGAGAUGGAGUUAAAAUGGCAGCACUGGCAUGAAGAAUGUCAGCGGUAUCUGCAGGAUGGAACUUUUGCUUCCAAUUCCCACAUGGAAUCCAUCUGCAAGAUCCUGCUGGGAGAUGAGGAUGCCAUACUGGAGAAGAAGGAACUCAUGACAACUUGGUACCACUUUCUGGUUACCCGACUCCUGUAUUCCCAUCCAACUGUGAAGCCAGUGGAACUGCGGUUUUAUGCACAGUCCAGUAUGGACCUGUUCCUGGGUGGAGAAAGCAGCCCUGAGCCUCUAGACACGAUUUUAAUGGCAGCCUUUGAGUUUGAGAUGCAUCAAGUGAUCAAGGAAUGCAGCAUUGCCCUGAGCAACUGGUGGUUUGUGGCGCAUCUGACUGACCUAUUGGAUCACUGUAAACUCCUCCAGUCUCACAAUCUCUACUUUGGUUCAAAUAUGCGUGAAUUCCUUCUGCUAGAGUAUGCCUCAGGACUCUUCUCCCAUCACAGCCUGUGGCAGCUGGGGGUAGAUUACUUUGACCACUGUCCAGAAUACGGCAGGGUAUAUUUGGAGCUUCAUAUUGAGCGGGUACCCCUUAACACAGAACAGAAGGCCCUCAAAGUGCUGAGGAUCUGUGAGCAGAGACAGAUGCAUGAGCAAGUUCGUAGCAUCUGUAAAAUCAUGGCCAUGAAGGCUCUGCGGAAUAAUCGCUUGGGGUCUGCCCUGUCGUGGAGCAUCAGAGCGAAGGACGCGGCUUUCGCUACGCUGAUAUCCGACCGGUUCCUUAAAGACUAUUGUGAAAGGGGGUGCUUCUCUGACUUGGACCUCAUUGAUAAUUUGGGACCGUCCAUGCUGCUUAGUGACCGGCUAACGUUUCUUGGCAAGUACCGAGAAUUCCACCGGCUGUACGGGGAGAAGCGGUUCCCUGAAGCUGCCAAGUUGCUCCUGAUGUUGAUGACGGCUCACAUUGCUCCUUGCUCCUUCUGGAUGACCCUGCUGACAGACGCCCUUCCCCUGCUGGAGCAGAAAGAGGUCAUAUUUUCAGCAGAGCAGACUUACGAAUUGAUGCGAUGCCUGGAAGACCUGACAGCAGGGAAGUCAGCUAAGCAGCAGUUCCAGGAUGAUGACGUUGAGAUUACGAAAGUGGAAAUGCUGAGACUUGCUCUUGCACGAAAUCUUGCACGAGUCAUCGUCAAAGAAGGCACAUUGGAAGGAUCCUGAAGACAGCAGUAUGUGACCUUACUCUUCCUCUGUGGUUCACUGUACAUAAACCUGACUGCUUUUCUAAGAAUAAAUGUCUUGUUUUGCA
Molecule: messenger RNA, 2211 nt
Organism: Tyto alba (common barn owl)
Lineage: Eukaryota; Metazoa; Chordata; Aves; Strigiformes; Tytonidae
Gene: NUP85
Product: nucleoporin 85
Exons: 18
Coding region: 96-2123 (675 amino acids)
Biological process (GO): protein import into nucleus; mRNA export from nucleus; positive regulation of DNA-templated transcription
Cellular component (GO): nuclear pore outer ring
Molecular function (GO): structural constituent of nuclear pore
Source: RefSeq, a predicted model, not a curated record